Molecule: messenger RNA, 1889 nt
Organism: Cucumis melo (muskmelon)
Lineage: Eukaryota; Viridiplantae; Streptophyta; Magnoliopsida; Cucurbitales; Cucurbitaceae
Product: tubby-like F-box protein 5
Exons: 5
Coding region: 371-1615 (414 amino acids)
Molecular function (GO): protein binding
Source: RefSeq, a predicted model, not a curated record
GAUCACGCCCUAGAUUCGCUCUCUCUCAAUAUGAUUUUUUACGUCAAUCUUCUUCUUCUUCUUCCUCCUCACUGUUUGAAUAUUGAUUAAGAAGCCUCAACAGGAUCCAUCAAUUUCUGAAGCCCAACAAACAAAUCUCCUGUUCUGCUGAUUUUCCCCGGUGGAAUCCCCGUCUUCUACUUCACUCAUUGUUCCAAAUCUCCACUCCGGCACUAGCGUUGAUUUCCCACUCGCUUUUCUUAGUUUUAUUCCUGAUUUGGUUGGAUUUUAGAUUGUUCUUCCUCCUUUGUGCCCUUGAUCUGUACAAUUUUUUUCUUAAAAGAAAAAAAUAAAAUAAAAUUAAUAGAAAGGAUUGAUAUGCCAAACAAAUAUGUCAUUCAAAAGCUUUUUUCGCGAGCUAAGGGAAAUGAAAAAUGGGAUUAGAAUCAGACCGAAGCGAGGGGGAGAAGGGAGGAAUUGGCGAAGUCGUUCAAGGGCACAUAUUGCACCUGAUGAGGUGCCUCCUCAACCUGAAGUAAUACAACAAGGGCAGUGGGCAAAUUUGCCUCCUGAGUUGCUUUUGGACAUAAUUCGAAGAGUUGAAGAGAGUGAAACGUCGUGGCCUGCUAGGACUGUUGUUCUUUUCUGUGCUUCAGUUUGCAAGUCAUGGAGAAAAAUUACACAGGAAAUUGUUAAAACUCCUGAGCAGUGUGGGAGGCUCACGUUUCCCAUUUCGCUUAAACAGCCGGGACCUCGAGACUCUCCAAUUCAAUGCUAUGUUAGAAGGCAUAGAGCAACUUCAACCUAUCUUCUAUACUCCGGAUUGGUGCCUUCGGAGAAUGAAGGUGAUAAACUCUUAUUAGCAGCCAAGAGAAUAAGAAGGGCUACGGGUACAGAUUUUGUUAUAUCUUUGGUAGCUGAUGAUUUUUCUUGGGCUUGCAGUACCUAUGUGGGUAAAUUAAGGUCCAACUUUUUUGGCUCAAGAUUCACCAUGUAUGAUAGUCAACCACCAGUUCUCACUGCAGGACGACAGAGCAAUCAAUCAAAUCGAAGGUUUCAUGCCAAGCAAGUCUCUCCACCAAUGUCAGCUUGCAACUACUCUAUAGGGUCAGUCUCUUAUGAGCUUAACAUUCUACGAACUAGAGGACCACGAAGAAUGCGCUGUGUCAUGCAGUCAAUCCCUGCAUCUUGCAUUCAACAGGGAGGAAAUGCACCGACACCAACCUCAUUCUCGUCCUGCCUCAAUGACCAUCAUCACCACCCACCUUUACCGACUUCUAAAGGAAAGAAGUCAGACAUAGAUUUCCGUUCCACAAGUAUCACUGAGCCACCAGUUCAAGAAUUGGGAGAAUCUUUGGUUCUCAAGAACAAGGCUCCCAGAUGGCAUGAACAGCUCCAAUGCUGGUGCUUGAACUUCAGAGGGCGUGUGACAGUGGCUUCUGUAAAAAAUUUCCAACUCGUGGCCGAUGUCGAUCCGGCCCUUGAUGUGUCAGUUGAAGAACAAGAGAAGAUAAUAUUGCAGUUUGGAAAAAUUGGAAAGGACAUCUUCACGAUGGAUUAUCGCUACCCGCUCUCUGCUUUCCAAGCCUUUGCGAUCUGCUUAAGCAGCUUUGACACCAAACCAGCCUGUGAAUAGUAAUACAUCCAAUUCUCAGUGAUUCAGAAAGUUAAAAGAGUUCAGCCCAUGAACUUGAUUGUUUCUUACAAAACUCCGUCUCUUUACUUUGAAGCCUUUUCAACUGGAAGGUAAAGCAUUGCACAGCCAUUCCACAGUCCAGGGUUAUGGAGCUGAACUUGAUGUAUGCGUUUCUCACAUCUGUUGAUCUGAGAUUGUUUUAUAUUUUCACCAUCUCCUUGUUAAUGGAAACUUCACUUCUUCAUCUAUAUCAAUCCAUGUUGUUCUAUAGUCA